AUGGUCCUCGGCGGUGUCAUCGGCCAGCUGGCCUGCACGUUGGGUCUGGCCACUUGCAGCACCACUAGCAGCUCUCCAGUGACCACCUCCUCCAGGAGCUCUGCGGUUGCUGCUGCCACCUCUGCUGUCGUGACAUCUGCUUCCGUGUCGUCUGGCGGGGUCACAGGUGUCUCCUCUCGUGCUGCCACACAGCCCAUUGCCAGCGAGGUUAUUCCUAUCGUCUCAGCCUUCCCCUCCAUCAACCCGUUGACCACCAUCUCUGUCAUCCCCUCUGCUGCUUCUUCUCCUGCCCCUCUCCCAUCUGCCGAUGCUCUUCCCGGUGCCACUGUCGACAGCACCAUCCUCGUCUUGGCCCGUGAUGCUGCUUCUGCCGCCGUUGGAAGCUCUGGUUUUGAGGCCUAUGGCAUCCCUUUCGAGACUCUGCUUGUGCCUCAGGCAGGCGUCGCUCUCCCCGCGCUCACCAGCGGGGACAAGAAUGGCCGAUAUGCCGGUAUCCUUGUCAUGGGUGCUGUCUCUUAUGACUACUCUGGAACCUGGAAGAGUGCCUUGACCGAUGCUCAGUGGAAUGACAUCUACGCCUAUCAGGGCAACUACUCUGUCCGUCUCGUCCGUAUUGACGAGUUUCCCGGACCUGCUUUCGGUGCCAAGACUGCUGAUGCCAACGGUGGUGGCUGCUGUUCUACUGGUGUUGACCAACUCGUCAGUUUCUCAAACACCACUGCCUUCCCUUCUGCCAACCUCAAGACCAACGCUGGAGUAACCACCAGCGGACUGUGGCAUUAUCCUGCUGUCAUUACCGACCCUGCCACCACCUGGGAGAUUGCCAAGUUUGGCGCGGGCGGAAGUUUCUCAACUGAGACGACUGCAGGUGUCAUAAACAACUUCAAUGGCCGUGAGCAGAUGGUCUGGUUCACCGGCUGGGCUACCGACUGGUCUGCCACCUCCAACUACCUCCAGCAUGCCCACGUUCACUGGCUUACUCGUGGUCUCUUUGUUGGCAAGCGCAAGAUUCAUCUCAGCACCCAGAUCGACGAUGUUCAGCUCGCUACUGAGAUGUACUACCCCAGUGGCGCUGAAUUCAAGUCUCGCAUUGGAGAUGUUGAGGCUCACGCCACCUGGCAAACCAACAUCAACGGUCGUCUGCCCAAGGGCUCCGACUUCUGGCUUGAGUUUGGUCAUAACGGAAACGGUGAUAUCAUUGCUGCUGUAACCAAGCCUACGGCCUCAUCUGUCUGCAAGCCUGAGGACCCUGUUGACUACCCUUACCCUCCUGACACUCCCCUCGAGUUCCAGAAGCCCAUUGGCAGUGGUUCUGACCAGUGGCCUGCCGCGUAUGAGCAGUAUGAGUGGACUCAGCAGUGUGCAAAGCUGGACGAUUUUGCUGCCUGGUUCCUGAACUCGGACAACCUCAACCACUUUGCUCAUCUGUCUCACACCUUUACUCACCUUGAGUUGAAUAAUGCCACUUAUCACGACGCUACCCGUGAGAUUCACUUCAACCAGGCUUGGAUGAAACAGAUGGGCAUUGACCAGGCCAGACGUUUCUCUGCUCAGGGCCUGAUCCCCCCCGCCAUCACUGGACUGCACAACGGAGAUGCUAUCAAGGCUUGGAUGGACAACGGUCUCCGGUAUGUGGUUGGUGACAACACUCGCCCUGUCCUCAAGAACCCCAACAGCAAGUUCCACGCCCUCACCACCAAUGUCGCCGCCAACGGCUACGCCGGCCUCAAAAUCAUCCCCCGCUACGCCACCACCAUCUACUACAACUGCGACUCUGCCGAGUGCACCGUCAAGGAGUGGAUCGACACCUCUGCCGGCAAGGGUGGUUUCACCGAUCUCCUCAACGACGCCCGCUUGACCAACUCCCGCUACCUACUCGGCCUCCAGGCCGACCCCUACAUGUUCCACCAGGCCAACCUCCGCCAGACGGAUAUGCCCACCAUCACCGUCGGCUCUCAGACUGCCAAGAUGUCCCUGGUCAUGGCCUGGGUCGAGACCAUCGCCCAGGAGAUGUACCGCCUCACCGACUGGCCCAUCACCUCGCUCAAGCACGACGAUGUUGGCAAGUACUUUGUCGACCGCGAGACUCUCGACAACUGCAAGCCCAAGCUCUCCUACACAUACAGCUCGGACGGCAAGUCCAUCCAGUCCGCCACCGUCACCACCAACAGCAACACCUGCGGCGUCCCCGUGCCCGUCACCAUCCCCGUCGACUCGGCCACCACCGAGGGCGGCUCCUCCACCUCCGACAAGGUCGGCACCGAGCCCGUCAUCAUCUGGGUCACCAUGAACGGCUCCCCAGUCACAGUCAAGCUUAGCAAGAGCGUGUCUCUGGUGUAG
Molecule: messenger RNA, 2340 nt
Organism: Clonostachys rhizophaga
Lineage: Eukaryota; Fungi; Ascomycota; Sordariomycetes; Hypocreales; Bionectriaceae
Source: the annotation of a GenBank genome assembly